Molecule: messenger RNA, 573 nt
Organism: Trichomonas vaginalis G3
Lineage: Eukaryota; Parabasalia; Trichomonadida; Trichomonadidae
Product: SNAP receptor protein
Exons: 1
Coding region: 1-573 (190 amino acids)
Biological process (GO): endoplasmic reticulum to Golgi vesicle-mediated transport
Cellular component (GO): Golgi apparatus
Molecular function (GO): SNAP receptor activity
Source: RefSeq, a predicted model, not a curated record
AUGAAGAUCUAUUCUUUGUAUCUCUAUCAAAAAGGAGCUGAUGGAAAAAUGAAGCUCGUUGAUUCUGCCAAUGAUUUCAACGAUAUUGGAUUUCUUUAUCGCAAGAAUGCCAUCGAAAUUUGUGAUUUUGCCGCCCAACAAAUGGCCGACGGCUCAAAUAUGAACACAUAUAUCACCGCAGAAGAGAACAAGUUCCUCAUCUCUAUGUACCGUAUGAGGCCAAAUGUUGCAAUUCUUAUCGCUGUCGAUAAAGAAUAUCCAUCACGUGCAGCAUUCAACAUUCUUCGCGAAAUUGGAACCGAAUACGAAACAAACCAUUUACAAUUCCCCAAUGGUAAAUCAGCUGUUAUGAAAAAAGCCAUUGUAGAAUAUCAAAACCCAGCUAAUGCGGACAAAAUUAAAAAGAUUCAAGAAAACCUUGAUGAUAUUCAGAAAAUUAUGGUCACAAACCUUGAAGAAGCCAUUGGUCGUGGCCAGAAAAUUAAUGAACUCGCUGAGAAGUCCGAACAUCUUUCAGAAUCAUCUAAGAUGUUCCUUCGUGACUCAAAGAAGCUCAAUAGAUGCUGCGGAUAA